Hemiscyllium ocellatum (epaulette shark) is the source of this 2430-nucleotide messenger RNA. Its product is annotated as zinc finger protein 358-like. The transcript has a single exon. Gene Ontology annotation, molecular function: DNA-binding transcription factor activity, RNA polymerase II-specific; RNA polymerase II transcription regulatory region sequence-specific DNA binding. The record is from RefSeq and is a predicted model, not a curated record. Gene Ontology annotation, biological process: regulation of transcription by RNA polymerase II. Lineage: Eukaryota; Metazoa; Chordata; Chondrichthyes; Orectolobiformes; Hemiscylliidae. The annotation marks the transcript as partial. Gene Ontology annotation, cellular component: nucleus.
CCCCGGAGGCCCCGGCCGCCGUCGAGUCGGCGCCGCUUCCAGGGCCUAGGGACGCCGGGGCGCCUGACGCCCCCCGGGCCCCCCCCGCCGCCCCCGGGCAUCAAGUGCGCCGUCUGCGGCAAGCCCUUCGCCGACGAGGGGGCGCUGUCCCGGCACCACCUCCAGGGGCACGCCGGGCAGGGCCCCUUCGCCUGCGCCCGCUGCCGACGGGUCUUCGCCCGCUCGGGCGAGCUCCAGGCCCACCUGGCCUCGCACGGGCGCCCGGCACCCGGCUACGCCUGCGGGGAGUGCGGCCGCCGCUACAGCCGGGCCUCCCACCUGCUGCGGCACCAGCGCAGCCACACCGGCGAGCGGCCCUACCCCUGCCCGGCCUGCGGGAAGGGCUUUGUCAACUCCUACGAGCUGCUGCGGCACCAGCUCACCCACACCGACGCGGCGCCCCACCCCUGCCCGCGGUGUGACAAGUCCUUCAAGCGCCCGCACUACCUGGCCCAGCACCUGCGCACCCACUCCCAGGAGACCCCCUACGCCUGCCCCUCCUGCGGCAAAGCCUUCAAGACCGCCUCCUACCUCCUGAAGCACCAGGGGCGCCACCGGCCCGACCCGCCCCGGCACCGGUGCCCAGAGUGCGGCAAGGCCUUCCGCUACCCCUACGAGCUGGCCCGCCACGCCCGCUCCCACUCCGACCGGGCGCCCUACCCCUGCCCGGACUGCCCGCGGGCCUUCAAGAGCAGCCGCGACCUGGACCAGCACGCCCGGCUCCACACCGGCGAGCGGCCCUACGUGUGCGGUGCCUGCGGCAAGGGCUUCACCCGCUCCUCCAUGCUGGGCCGCCACCGCCGCACCCACAGCCCGCUGCGCCCCCACGCCUGCCCGGACUGCGGCCGCUGCUUCAAGGCGCCCGCCGGGCUGAGGGGACACCGCCGCCGGAACUGCCGGGGCGGGGGAGGGGCCGCCGGCCAGCCGGGCCCCUCGCCGACCCAAUAUCCGCCAACAACGUCAACCCAGCACCCAUCGCCAACCCAAUAUCCGCCAUCAACGCCAACCCAACACCCAUCGCCAACGCAAUAUCCACCAACGCCAACCCAACACCCAUCGCCAACGCAAUAUCCACCAACCCAACACCCAUCGCCAACGCAAUAUCCACCAACGCCAACCCAACACCCAUCGCCAACGCAAUAUCCACCAACCCAACACCCAUCGCCAACCCAAUAUCCGCCAACAGCGCUCACCCAACACCCAUCGCAAUCCCAAUGUCCGCCAACGCCAACCCAACACCCAUCGCCAACAAUGCCAACCCAACACCCAUCGCAAACCCAAUAUCCGCCAACGCCCACCCAACCCCCAUCGUCAACCCAAUAUUCGCCAACAACGUUCACCCAACACCCAUCGCCAACAACGCCAACCCAACACCCAUCGCCAACCCAAUAUCCGCCAACAACACUCACCCAACACCCAUCGCAAACCCAGUGUCCACCAACAACGCCCACCCAACACCCAUCGCCAACCCAGUAUUCGCCAACAACGCCCACCCAACACCCAUCGCCAACCCAGUAUUCGCCAACGCCAACCCAACACCCAUCAUGUACGCAACACCCACCGUCCGCCCAACACCCACCGUCCACCCAAUAUCCAUCAACGACCCAAUAUUCACUGAACCGACACCCAUCGCCCACUCAAAAUCGGUCAAUGACCCAAAACCCAUCGCCAACGCAAGACCCAUCGCCCCUUGAACCCCGGUCGACCCACAAGCGACGGGGGUCCCCGGAGCCAGCGCCCGGUGACCCAUGGGUGCGAAGAGACGCAGAGCCCCCGGCGCCUGGCCCCCUCCCGUACGACUGCUCCCUCUGCCGUGGCUCCUUCCCCCAGCUGGUGGCGCUGCUGAGGCACCGGUGCCCGCUGCCUCCCCCUGGGGGCGAAGGGGGAGCGGCACCCUCCUUCCGGUGCCCGCACUGCCCCCAGGCCUUCGCCAGGGCCCUGGAGCUGGCCUGUCACCUGCCGCUCCACGCUGGGGAGCCCACCCUGCGCUGCCCACGCUGAGCCACACCCAACCCGGGCCGGGGGUGGGGGUCGGGGGGGGGCAGAGGCUGGGUCCUUCCGUUUCCCCCAACGCACCUCCCCCUCCCUCCCUCCCCUCCCCACCUCCCAGAACGUUUCUGGCAUCCCCCUCCCCACAUUCUCGUCUUCCAUUCCCUUCCCCCUAUCCCUCGUUCCCUCUCUCUCUCUGAUCCUCCCUCUCACUCUCUCAUUCCCAUCUCCCUCCUCUCUCUUUUGUUCCCCCCCCUCUCAUUCACCCUCUCCCUCUCUCAUUCCCCCUCUCAUUCCCCCUCUCCCUUCCUCCCCACUCUCUUGUUCCCCCCCUUCCUACCCCACCCUCGUUCCCCCCCCCCUCCCCCUCUCUCUUCCCCUCCCUAUCGUUUCUCCCUCUCC